AGGAAUUUAUAUGGUGGUUCAUUUGUUCAUAACACUGAAUGGGCAGGCUCAUAUCCUGAAACUUUUCCCUGCCUGGGAAUCAAUCGGCUGGAAUUAUUGUCUCACAAGGCCCAAUCUUUUGGCUUCAGGAUCAAUGAUUCCCUUUGCAGGAGCUGUCGUUGCCAAUUUGGUUAGAGAUUCUGAUAAAUUGGCCAUGGGCACUUUAAAAGUUGCUAUCCAUAUGUGUGAUCUAGAUGCCAUAUGCCUGCCCUUUGAAGAAUCAGCCGCUUUUGAGGUACAUGGCAUGCUCCAAGCCAGGCCUAAACAAGAUAUGUCUCAUCUUAACUGUGAUGUGGCUUGUGAGAUUCCAACUGGUCUACUUUUCACCAGCAUUGGAGUUUCCAGCGGGACUCAAAUUUUGGAGAUGCGGUUCCUUCACACAAUUGCUGCCGAGGUGGUUUCAACUAAUCAAUUCACAGCCAGUUGUGUUCAUGGCCAAAGAAGCAAAUGCUGUCUCAUCUGCAUCAAAAGAUUUUGGUUUUCAGCAACCCUCUGGCACGUUUCUUCGCAGUCAGAUCGGUUACUCGCAUAUAUCAAAUUGCAAUUUCCUUCAAAAGUACUCUGGAAAUCAAGUAACCAACAUCACAAUUGCAUAAUGUAGAGUUAGAUUUAUUUCGAAGUUGUAAUUGCCCCUAGCUUGUGCGGCUGUUUCUUGAGCUCCAGUCCAGUCUCUGCAACCUUGUUAGCAUCCAGAGGCUGGAUGGCAGCUUGUUUCUUGCGUCAAAAAGUGUAGAAUUGUUUCUCUCUGCUAAAAUCGGAGCAACAGGACGCCCAACGAACCAAAUGUUCCAUCUGAUAAUCCAUAAUAGAUUUUUUUUUUUUUGGUCUUUGUUUUCAAUUUUAAAACUUCCAAAACCAUUUCUAGACAUUGUUCUACCUCACUCCGAAGAAAUAUAUAU
Molecule: messenger RNA, 938 nt
Organism: Populus euphratica (Euphrates poplar)
Lineage: Eukaryota; Viridiplantae; Streptophyta; Magnoliopsida; Malpighiales; Salicaceae
Exons: 2
Coding region: 11-640 (209 amino acids)
Source: RefSeq, a predicted model, not a curated record